Molecule: messenger RNA, 1662 nt
Organism: Scedosporium apiospermum
Lineage: Eukaryota; Fungi; Ascomycota; Sordariomycetes; Microascales; Microascaceae
Exons: 4
Coding region: 1-1662 (553 amino acids)
Source: RefSeq, a predicted model, not a curated record
AUGGGAAUUUGCGGCACAUAUUUCUGCGCGAGCGAUGAUGAAUAUCUGGAAGCUAGCUUGAACGAAAGCGUAGCGCCCUACCCCUUUGACGAGGAUCCCGAUAUAGCUGGCAUCGGUGUCAUCGCUUCCUUUUUCAUCUAUGCGAUAUUCACGAGUGGCCUCGCUGGGAUCACCUAUCUUUUCGUUGAGGGUGUGGUACCUGAGAGGUUCUCCAAUAAACUGGACUUUCUCCUCCAGAACAGAGCGGAUCGCCUCGUACGUUUCGUCUGGAAAAACAUCAUACCGCGUCGAGUACGCGAGUUGCUCGACUUUCUUUGGCCGCGUCGCCUUCGAACGAUCCCAAAGGAGAAGCUCCAGGCCAUUUGCUUGCAACUGACCGACAUCCAACUUAUUACUGGUGCGUCGAUUUUCAUCGUUCUAUACUCGAGACAUUGCACGGUAACGCAAUAUCACUUUUACAUCGGAUUGGAGCUUUCCUACCUCUCCUUUAUCACCUUUCAGGGUAUGCUCCUUGCGGUUGUCGACGUUUUGCAUGAACGGCUGUUCACGAGGGUGUGGAGAUACAUCUGGAUCCUCACCCUCUCCGCUGGCAUUUUUGCAAGUAGGUUCAUUCUGUGGAACGAUUACUUUAUGGUUGAUAGAAUGUAUGGCCUGUCCGUUCAGUGCGUGUUCGACAAGCUUGCCAUUUCCGAGUGGUUUACACCAAAGGAAGCCGGGAUGCUCACCAUCGACGUGGUCGUCUUCUUCUGGUCACUCUGGUCCAUUACCGUCUUGCUCUUCCCGAGCGUCUCUGGGUGGCCUCCCAUGGCGCAAAUUACCAGCUUUAUCUAUUGGUUCUUUUCAUUCCCGAGUCGAGCACUCGUUAGGGUGCGCAACAGAGCGCUCUUGAAUCCCGCCGAUGCCGAGACUACGAAAUUCAAGAUUAAACGGCGCAUUAUUACCGUUGCGUUCGUGAUGUUUCUCUCAUUCCGCGAGAUCGUAUUCUCAUUGUGUUUUGACCUCCUUCGAGUCUACACUCUAUUGAUCGGCAGCAUAUACGGCAUACUCUACCAGCGGAGACGAGCGGCGGACCACGGCCGAGAAGGCGACGAAAACGAAUGGGGGUUUGGGCAGAUUCUGCCCCUUCUACUCUUAGCUUUGCCCAUCUCUACUUUUGCAGAAGAAAUUUGGAGAGAUCUUCCAGGGGCAGAAGACGACACGAACCAGCAAGAGGAAGCAGUUGCGGCUGGUCCCGUUAGUACCCCUGAGCUGCAACUCGAACGAAGCCAGACUGCACCAGCAACAUACAAGCCGCUAGAAUCUCCUUUAUCAACCCAAAUGUCCGCGCCAGCUGCCAUGCCGGCCGUCGUCUUGAACCAACCAGCCAAUACCGCGAGCACCGACUCAGAUCGGGCUUACAUGGUCUACCGGAGGGAGUCCCGAGUCGAGACUGUAAUCAAGCCAACUCUAACUAGGUUUCUUCGGCAACGCCACAUGAAGUAUCUACUCGGGAGAGCUCGUGACCUUCUUCAAUCCGAUCUAGAUACUAUGCAGGACGGCGUUACCGACCUUGAAACGGAAUGGUUUAAUAAGAAGCUGUUCCAGGUUUGGCUGAUUCUAUGCUUCUCUGCCCUGUAUGGCGGGGUCACAGUGUUGGUUUUCCUCUUCGAUGUCCCUAUUUAA